This is a messenger RNA of Choloepus didactylus (southern two-toed sloth), 3759 nucleotides long. RefSeq names its product potassium voltage-gated channel subfamily C member 1 (gene KCNC1). Lineage: Eukaryota; Metazoa; Chordata; Mammalia; Pilosa; Megalonychidae. Gene Ontology annotation, molecular function: delayed rectifier potassium channel activity; protein binding. Gene Ontology annotation, biological process: potassium ion transmembrane transport; protein homooligomerization. Gene Ontology annotation, cellular component: dendrite membrane; neuronal cell body membrane; voltage-gated potassium channel complex. The record is from RefSeq and is a predicted model, not a curated record. The coding region runs from base 1123 to 2892 and encodes 589 amino acids. The transcript has 4 exons.
CAGGAGCAGCCCGGGCGGCAGCAGCGUCGCGGCGGCGGCGGCGGCCGCUCCGCGCCUCGCCUCCCCGGCCUCUCCUUGCCGCGCCCGCUCUCGCCACCUCUGCCUCUCGGGCCCGACAGCCGUAGCCCCCUCUCCUCGGAUCGGCAGCGCCAACCGCCUGUCCGAAGCGGGGCUCAGAGGCACCUGGAGACCACUGCCCGCCGGCCCCGCAGAUCGAACCCAGCAGGGAGAGCCCUAGCAGCUCCGCAACCACCCGGGAGCUGUCCCUUCAGCACCGCAGCCGGAGCCAGACCUUGAGGCGGAGCGCAGCCCAGAGGAGCCCCAGCUAGAGCCAGAGCGCACCCAGCGCUGCUCGCAGCGGUGGCCGCACCGAGCAUCGUUGGGAGCCCCUACCCAAGGGGCCCGUCAUCUCCUCCGGGAGGCGGGGAGAAGGAGCGAGGAGGGCGGGCGAACGCGCCCGCCGCCGGGGGGAGCAGGCAGCCAGGCAAGGAGAGAGGGAGGGGGCCGGAGCCCGCCCUGCGCCCCGAGCUGCCGCCGGGCCACGCAGGGAGGAAGGAGCCGGCAUCCAUCUCCCCCGCGCCAGCGCCAAGAGCGCUCUGCGGCGGUCACCGCACAGCGGAGCACGGAUAUCUCGGCUCCCUCUUCUCCCCACCCCAUUCUGGGGCUGGUCUAUCUACCCGGCGCCGGGAGCAGUUGACCUCCUCCCCGCCCCCCAAAGCUUUGUGUUGAUUUCUCCAUUUUCCCGCUGAGAUGGGGACCGGAGCCCGGCCUCCCCACCCUCCUUCCCCUCCUCCCGGGGCUCGCCGCUGAGCGCCGUCCCCCUCCCUCCGCCCCCUCCCUUCCUCCUCUGCCUCCUCCGCAGCCGGACCAGCUCCUGCCCACACCUGGCGCCUGGAGACCCUUAGGAUCCCGCGCACCCUCCCCUGGACCGGCACCCUACAGAAAGCGCCCCAAGGGACUUGGGUCGCUCGUUGGGGUGGCCAGAGCCGCGCUCCUCUGUCUCCCCCGACGGCUGGGGGGAGGGGGGAGGAGGCCUCGUGCCCCCCUCCCCGGCGCCGACUCCCCCUGGCGGCUGCUCCCAUGGGUGUCGCUGGGCCGCGCCAUGCCUAAGGGGGCGCCGCGAUGGGCCAAGGGGACGAGAGCGAGCGCAUCGUGAUCAACGUGGGCGGCACGCGCCACCAGACGUACCGCUCGACGCUGCGCACGCUGCCCGGCACGCGGCUCGCCUGGCUGGCCGAGCCCGACGCCCACAGCCACUUCGACUAUGACCCGCGAGCAGACGAGUUCUUCUUCGACCGCCACCCGGGCGUCUUCGCGCACAUCCUGAACUACUACCGCACCGGCAAGCUGCACUGCCCAGCCGACGUGUGUGGGCCUCUCUACGAGGAGGAGCUGGCCUUCUGGGGCAUUGACGAGACCGACGUGGAGCCCUGCUGCUGGAUGACGUACCGCCAGCACCGCGACGCCGAAGAGGCGCUCGACAGCUUUGGCGGCGCGCCCUUGGACAACAGCGCGGACGACGCGGACGCCGACGGCCCUGGCGACUCGGGUGACGGGGAGGACGAGCUAGAAAUGACCAAGCGCCUGGCGCUCAGCGACUCCCCGGACGGACGGACGGGCGGCUUCUGGCGUCGCUGGCAGCCGCGUAUCUGGGCGCUCUUUGAGGACCCCUACUCUUCCCGCUAUGCGCGGUAUGUGGCCUUUGCCUCUCUCUUCUUCAUCCUGGUCUCCAUCACCACCUUCUGCCUGGAGACCCACGAGCGCUUCAACCCCAUCGUGAACAAGACGGAGAUCGAGAACGUCCGGAACGGCACGCAGGUGCGCUACUACCGGGAAGCCGAGACGGAGGCCUUCCUCACCUACAUCGAGGGCGUCUGCGUGGUCUGGUUCACCUUCGAGUUCCUCAUGCGUGUUGUCUUCUGCCCCAACAAGGUGGAGUUCAUUAAGAACUCGCUCAACAUCAUUGACUUCGUGGCCAUCCUGCCCUUCUACCUGGAGGUGGGCCUCAGCGGCCUGUCCUCCAAGGCCGCCAAGGACGUCCUGGGCUUUCUGCGCGUCGUCCGCUUCGUGCGCAUCCUGCGCAUCUUCAAGCUGACCCGCCACUUCGUGGGUCUGCGGGUGCUGGGCCACACGCUGCGCGCCAGCACCAACGAGUUCCUGCUGCUCAUCAUCUUCCUGGCCCUGGGUGUCCUCAUCUUCGCCACCAUGAUCUACUACGCCGAGAGGAUCGGAGCCCAGCCCAAUGACCCCAGCGCCAGCGAGCACACGCACUUUAAGAACAUCCCCAUCGGCUUCUGGUGGGCCGUGGUCACCAUGACGACACUGGGCUACGGAGACAUGUACCCGCAGACGUGGUCCGGCAUGCUGGUGGGGGCCCUGUGCGCGCUGGCGGGCGUGCUGACCAUCGCCAUGCCCGUGCCCGUCAUCGUGAACAACUUCGGGAUGUACUACUCCUUAGCCAUGGCUAAGCAGAAACUACCAAAGAAAAAAAAGAAGCAUAUUCCGCGGCCACCGCAGCUGGGAUCUCCCAAUUAUUGUAAAUCUGUCGUAAACUCUCCACAUCACAGUACUCAGAGUGACACAUGCCCGCUGGCCCAGGAAGAAAUUUUAGAAAUUAACAGAGCAGCUUCUGCUUAUAUGUUUGAAGAUUCCAAACUGAAUGGGGAGGUGGCGAAGGCCGCGCUGGCGAACGAAGACUGCCCCCACAUAGACCAGGCCCUCACUCCUGAUGAGGGCCUGCCCUUUACGCGCUCGGGCACCCGCGAGAGAUACGGACCCUGCUUCCUCUUAUCAACCGGGGAGUAUGCGUGCCCACUGCGCCCACCUGGUGGAGGAAUGAGAAAGGGUGGAGGCUCUAGAAUGCCAAGGAGCAGGGGCCGCCUGGGGGAAUGAGGGGGAAAGCAGGGAGACCACCCCCAGUGGCUGCAAGGCCUCAUAGGCUGCCCGUCUCCUUCAUCUUGAAUGUUGGCUCAAUCAGUGUGACCUAAAAGAGCAGACAGGAAGGUCUCUUUACUGUGCUUCCGGAAGUCCGGGGAGCGUGGGACAGAAGACACCCAUCUCCCUGUAGCAGCUAGGGAACCCAGCAGCAGCGCUGUCCACAGGUGAUCCCCAUCCCCCAAUCCCACAGAGGCGUGGGGGCCAGAGUCUUUGGGAGGCACCAAGGGUGACGUGCCCCCACCCACAUCCACCCUGCCCCCACUCUCGAGGAGUCAUGCCAGCUGCCAAGGACUUGCUCUUUCUCAGGGUAAAUCCGAGCCAUAAGCCACGCAGGUGUCUGAGCCCAUGCGCAGAGUAGGAGCCAAGUUAGGGACUCGACCUGUUCCCCCAGGAGGGAGAGAAAGAGGCGUGCUAGGCUGGCUCACUGCAUGGGAAAACCAAGCCAGCUGGAGAAGAAUCUGCCUGCCACUGCAUGCGGCUGUUCUGUCUUUCCUCCUCCUUCCUUAAAAACUAAGUACCAAGCGGGAUGGGAAAGCCAAGAAGAGAAGCUCAAGUGUUAAUUGUAUUCUUUACAUACAGAUCUUUGCAAAGAAAGCCCUGUCAUUGCUAAGUAUAUGCCGACAGAGGCUGUGAGAGUGACUUGACCAGGCGGCUUGGCCGAGGACACUGGUGGCUAUUAAGCAUCUGGGUGGACCUGCAGCCCCUCCUCACCCUUGGACAGAGUAAAUUCACGCCAUGCAGGUUUGCCGGACGAGUCCGAGUGGCCCAGGCCUUGUACUAGGACGGACGUAGCUUUUUCUACGGCCAAAUGGUAACUGACCG